This is a messenger RNA of Chanos chanos (milkfish), 1805 nucleotides long. RefSeq names its product tryptophan 2,3-dioxygenase a (gene tdo2a). The record is from RefSeq and is a predicted model, not a curated record. Bases 59 to 1267 code for a protein of 402 amino acids. The transcript has 11 exons. NCBI's taxonomy places the organism in Eukaryota, Metazoa, Chordata, Actinopteri, Gonorynchiformes, Chanidae. Gene Ontology annotation, molecular function: heme binding; metal ion binding; L-tryptophan 2,3-dioxygenase activity.
AGUCUGAGUGGAGGAGGAGGGAAAGAAAAGCAUCUUUUGUUGCCAGGGAUCUUCAACCAUGAGUGGAUGCCCUUACUUUCAGAGGCGACACCAGCUAAUAAACAAGCUGGAUGAAGAGGUGGAUGACUCACAGGAAGGGACCAACAAGGCCAGCAAAGGAGGCAUUAUCUAUGGAGACUACUUGCAGCUGGACAAGAUUGUGACAUCACAGUUGCUUCAGAGUGAAUUGAAGGGAAACAAAAUCCAUGAUGAACAUUUGUUUAUUGUCACUCAUCAAGCUUAUGAGCUCUGGUUUAAGCAGAUCCUGUGGGAACUGGACUCAGUCAGAGAGAUCUUCAUCAGUGGACAUGUCCGUGAUGAACGCAACAUGCUGAAAGUCAACACUCGUAUCCACAGGAUUGUGAUGGUACUCAGACUACUGGUUGACCAGUUUGCUGUACUGGAAACUAUGACAGCCUUAGAUUUCUACGACUUCAGAGAAUACCUCUCACCAGCCUCAGGGUUCCAGAGCCUGCAGUUUCGUUUGUUGGAGAAUAAGAUUGGAGUUUGUGACAGUGGGAGGGUUCCCUAUAACCGACGGCAUUACCGUGACAAUUUCAAAGGUCAAGAGAGUGAACUGCUGCUACGCUCAGAACAAGAACCCACACUGUUACAGUUAGUGGAGAAAUGGCUGGAGAGAACCCCAGGCCUUGAAGAGGAUGGAUUCAACUUUUGGGGGAAACUGCAAACAAAUAUUUUUGAAGGCAUUCGAAAAGAGAGAGAGGCAACUGAGAAAAUGCCAGACUCUGAGUUCAAAGAGGAGAAGAUGGAUGAACUGAAUAAACAGAAGGAUCUGUUUGUGUCCCUGUUUGAUGAGAAGCGACAUGAACAUCUUUUGAGCAAAGGUGAGAGACGGCUGUCUUAUAAAGCUCUCCAAGGAGCUUUGAUGAUUUACUUUUACCGAGAGGAGCCUCGUUUCCAGGUGCCCUUCCAGCUGCUGACAUCUCUGAUGGACAUUGACACCUUCAUGACUAAAUGGAGAUACAACCAUGUUUGCAUGGUGCACAGGAUGAUUGGCAGUAAGACGGGGACAGGAGGUUCAUCAGGCUACCUUUAUCUCCGUUCUACAGUCAGUGAUCGCUACAAAGUGUUUGUGGAUCUGUUUAACCUGGCAACGUUCCUGGUGCCACGCGAUUGGGUGCCCAAGCUAAGUCCAAACGAACACCCUUUCCUGUACACAGCGGAGUGCUGUGACAGCUCCUACUUCAGCAGUGAUGACUCUGACUAGACAGCACACUGGGGAGGGGCAGUGGAUGGUGUGCUAGUUUUCUUCAGUCCAUCAAAACCUCUUUACUCCUUUUCAUCUGAGGAAAAAAAGCUGUGUCAUAUUUUGGCUCAUAAGUUUCAUUACAUUUUAACAGUAUGACGUGUCAGAGGGUACUUUGGCCACUCUUUCAUGGGUCAACAUAUCUUAAGUUUGUCAUGGUCUUGACUGAUCACACAACAGCUGUACCUAGAGCAAGCACACUGUCUCAUAAACCCAUUAUCAUAAGCUCUACCUAAAGCACCAAAUUCACUGGUAUGUGAACCCAGAAUCACUUGAAUAUAUUCUGUUUAUGUAAUUAUGUACAUGAAAGUAGCUGAGAAAAUCAUUUGUAUAUAUAAGUAAAUGUGCAAAACUGAAAUUUUUAUAUGUGAAACAAUUCAAAAUAAUCAAUGUUUCUUUGUACUGAAGAUCUGUGGUCUAAAAGCAUGUAUCUGCUAAGGUUAACUGUGAGACUGGUCAUUCUUAAAUGGAUGAGUACAAUAAAAAAAAAAAAAAAGGA